UUAGUUACUAUGUUGGUGCAAGGGCAGGGAUUUCUUUUCACAGAAAGUUUGUUUACAAAGUUUCAUUAAAUGCCAACAAAGGAAACGUGUGAUAACUAUAUAUAAAUUACUGCUGCUUGAUACUCCGCCAGCAAUUUAUUACAUAGAAACAAAUGUUGUUCAAUCGUUUUUCUAAGACGACACGGACAUCACUUGUAUUUUUGUUUCAGCCGAAGUGGGUGUCCACCGCCCGCUCUCGCCGGCGAGAAGAGGAGAGUUUGACAAAUAGUGCGUGUCUAGCAGCAUCAGAGAACGGAAGUGAUCCAGAAUGCAACGCGCGCAGCCUCUGAUAAGCAAACAUGGCAACAUUUCCGUUGUAGACAUCCCUGUAAGAUAUUGUUUUACUUUGUUCAUUGCUACAUAAACGACCCUCAUUCAUUUCUGCUGCGCCACAUGCUGAUAAAUGACAAGCGGGCUUCGUACUACCGGGCGUUAAAAGUAGACACGGAAGUAUCGACGCUUCACAACUGCGUGAAAUAUUUGAGUAGCCAUGAAGGAGGUUCUGUCCCUGGUUCAGAGGAUCAGCGCGCACCCGGACUCCCGCUGCUGGUUCGUCUCCUGGAGCCCGAAUGGAGCUCUGCUGGCUUCAUGCGGGGGUGACAAGGCGAUCCGGAUAUGGGGGCGAGAGGGCGACUCUUGGAUCUGUAAGACCGUGUUGCAGGAUGGUCACCAGCGCACUGUGAGGAAGGUGGCCUGGUCUCCUUGUGGCAAUUAUCUGGCCUCUGCCAGUUUUGAUGCUACCACAUGCAUUUGGAAAAAAAAGAACAAUGACUUUGAGAGCUUGACCGUGUUGGAAGGACACGAAAACGAGGUCAAAUGCGUGGCUUGGGCUCCUUCAGGGAACCUCCUGGCCACCUGCAGCCGAGACAAGAGCGUCUGGGUUUGGGAAGUGGAUGAAGAUGAAGAAUAUGAGUGCGUUACUGUGUUGAACUCUCACACACAAGAUGUCAAGCAUGUUGCGUGGCACCCCAAGAAGGAGCUUCUGGCUUCAGCCAGCUAUGACAACAACAUCUGCAUUUACAAAGAGGAAGACGACGACUGGGAGUGCCAGGCCACCUUGCAGGGCCACACAUCCACCGUGUGGAGUUUGUGUUUCGAUGCUGCAGGGGAGAGGAUGGCCUCCUGCAGUGACGACCGCACCGUGAAGAUUUGGAAAGAGUAUCCCAGCGAGAAUGGGCAAGGGAACCUCUCCUGGAAGUGUGUUUGCACCCUGUCUGGGUACCACGGACGAACGGUGUAUGAUGUCGCCUGGUGUCAACUGACGGGCGCUCUGGCGACUGCCUGCGGUGACGACGCAGUGAGAGUUUUCAAGGAGGACGUGACGGCCAGUCCUGAUGAGCCAGUGUUUUCUCUCGUUGCCCAGGCGACCAAAGCUCACAACCAGGAUGCUAACUGUGUUUCCUGGAACCCAAAGGAGGCGGGCCUCCUAGCUUCCUGCAGCGACAACGGAGAGAUUGUAAUUUGGAGAUUCAAAGAAGAGGAAUUAGACUGAUUCUGUAGUUUUUGGACCUGAUUUUGUUGUUGACAGGUUGUUUUUUUUUUUUUUCUUUUUGCAAUUUCAGGUAAAUGUUUUGCGUUAUGAUGAGAAUAAUACUGCAAUGUGCUUUUGAGUCUGCAUUUUGGAAAUGGUUUCCUAUGAAAAUUGCUUUAAAGUUUUUUUUAUAAAUACAGAAUAUUAAACAUAA
This is a messenger RNA of Poecilia latipinna (sailfin molly), 1724 nucleotides long. It is a transcript of the gene ciao1, whose product is annotated as cytosolic iron-sulfur assembly component 1. Bases 530 to 1531 code for a protein of 333 amino acids. Gene Ontology annotation, molecular function: protein binding. Gene Ontology annotation, biological process: iron-sulfur cluster assembly. Lineage: Eukaryota; Metazoa; Chordata; Actinopteri; Cyprinodontiformes; Poeciliidae. Gene Ontology annotation, cellular component: cytosolic [4Fe-4S] assembly targeting complex. The transcript is spliced from 7 exons. The record is from RefSeq and is a predicted model, not a curated record.